Myotis daubentonii (Daubenton's bat) is the source of this 3903-nucleotide messenger RNA. It is a transcript of the gene GPD1L, whose product is annotated as glycerol-3-phosphate dehydrogenase 1 like. Gene Ontology annotation, molecular function: protein homodimerization activity; NAD binding; oxidoreductase activity, acting on the CH-OH group of donors, NAD or NADP as acceptor. Gene Ontology annotation, cellular component: cytosol. Gene Ontology annotation, biological process: glycerol-3-phosphate catabolic process; carbohydrate metabolic process. The record is from RefSeq and is a predicted model, not a curated record. Lineage: Eukaryota; Metazoa; Chordata; Mammalia; Chiroptera; Vespertilionidae.
GGAGAGGCGGGAGGGGCGUGGUCCUCGGGAGCUGCCGCAGGUCAGGCUGAACGGGCGGAGGCCGGCGGCAGACCGGAGAGGCACGCGUUGGGCUGCUGCGUUUCUGGCCGGUCAUGGCAACGUCUCCCCUGAAAGUGUGCAUCGUGGGCUCGGGGAACUGGGGUUCCGCUGUUGCAAAAAUAAUUGGUAAUAAUGUCAAGAAGCUUCAGAAGUUCGCCUCCACGGUCAACAUGUGGGUCUUUGAAGAAAUGGUUGAUGGGAGAAAACUGACAGACAUCAUAAAUAAUGACCACGAGAAUGUGAAAUAUCUCCCUGGACACAAGCUGCCUGACAAUGUGGUUGCCGUCCCAAACCUCCAAGAGGCCGUGCAGGAUGCAGACAUGCUGGUGUUCGUCAUUCCCCACCAGUUCAUCCACAGAAUCUGCGACGAGAUCACCGGGAAAGUGCCCAAGAAAGCGCGGGGAAUCACGCUCAUCAAGGGCAUAGACGAGGGCCCCGAGGGCCUGAAACUCAUCUCCGACAUCAUCCGAGAGAAGAUGGGCAUUGACAUCAGUGUGCUGAUGGGAGCCAACAUUGCCAACGAGGUGGCGGCGGAGAAGUUCUGUGAGACCACCAUCGGCAGCAGAGUAAUGGAGAACGGCCUUCUCUUCAAAGAACUUCUGCAGACUCCAAAUUUCCGAAUCACGGUGGUUCAGGACGCAGAUACUGUUGAGCUCUGUGGUGCUCUGAAGAACAUCGUAGCGGUGGGAGCGGGCUUCUGCGACGGCCUCCACUGCGGAGACAACACCAAAGCUGCCGUCAUCCGCCUGGGACUCAUGGAAAUGAUCGCCUUCGCCAAGAUCUUCUGCAAGGGCCAGGUGUCCACAGCCACCUUCCUGGAGAGCUGCGGCGUGGCCGACCUGAUCACCACCUGCUAUGGGGGCCGGAACCGCAGGGUGGCCGAGGCCUUUGCCCGGACUGGAAAGACCAUUGAAGAACUGGAGAAGGAGAUGCUGAAUGGGCAGAAGCUCCAAGGACCUAUGACUUCGGCGGAAGUGUACCGCAUCCUCAAGCAGAAGGGGCUGCUGGACAAGUUUCCGUUGUUUACUGCCGUCUAUCAGAUCUGCUAUGAAGGCAAGCCCGUGCAAGAGAUGCUGUCUUGUCUCCAAAGCCAUCCAGAGCAUUUGUAAAGUGGACCAUGCAGCAUGUCAGGCAGCGUAAAUCAUGUUUGGGGUUCACGUGGAAACUGGGACUUGGCAACAAGAUGUUGGCUUGACUGUAAUCCCAUCAUGGAUGUGUAUGAAUUUUUACAGGCUCGCUUUUGAAUUUCAAGAAGGAGAUCAUUGGCUAAGAUGCACUGGGCAACAACUAGACGCACAUAUGUGAGCGCAUGAGUGUGUGUGUGUUCAUUUCUCAUUCUGUGGAUGUUUGCAUGCAUGAACCAAAAUUAAAAGUCCUUUUUAAAGAUUACUUUUGAAACUUUCCCACUGUGGUAGCUUAUAAGAUUGGAACUAUCUCAGCUGAGUUUUUUAGAUCUAAUUUAUAUCUUUGAGUGAAGGAAUUUUUUUCUCUCAUUGUCUUGAUAUAAAAUUUAACCAGCAUUGAUAACGUGGUAGAAUGGAAGAGCGAAUGCGUUCAAAGAUCAACAGACUGUAACUUUUAAACACUAUCUCAAAGCCAGCGUAAUUAAUGACUUUGUGAGUUGAUCUCUUUUUUUAACAACUAGAUGUUUUUAAUUAGGCAAUCCACUCUGUAACUCCCUCUCACUGCAGUUUUCUGUGUUUCUAGCCUCUUUUCUCUUCAUGAGCUGCCAGGAUGUGCAGAACACAGAAAACUCACCUGGGAUUUUCCUGCUGUGACUGACACAUCUUUCUGAUUAACCACACUAGUGCAAUGGUUUUUGUUUUGUGCAAACAUUUCCUUUAAGCUUCACAGAUCCUCUGAGAGGGGCUGCUAUUAUUCCUUUUGAAGAUGCUGUCACUGUGCCUGGUCACCUGAUAAGGAGGGGGCAGACCCAGGAGUCAAGUCUAGUGCUCCCCCCAGCCCCACCCCCCAAGGUGCCCUGGGACCUUCCCAGAUGUCCCUGGGCUGAUUUGACCUCCAGCCAUCGGUUGUGUCAGAGGCCCCAGGCAACCUUUCCGGAGCCCAUGGGAGGGCUCCCUGCAGCUGAGAUUUGUGUGGGGCAUUGUUGAUGCCCCUCAAAGCAUGGCCCUCGCUCCAUCAGCUUCACUUGGAGUCUCUUAGAAAUGCAGGCUCCCAGGUCCCACCACAGACCUCGGAAGUGGGAACGGUAUCUGUGCUUUAACACCCCUCCCACGUGUUUCUGACGUUCACUGCGAUUUUAGAAGCACUGCUGUAGAAAUUUUACUUUACAAUAGCAUUUCUCAGCCCGUGUUCCAUAGGCCGCUCGUGUCCUGGGACCCAGCAGUGGGGCCUUCUGGGUGUUCCCUGGCAAGGUCAGGUGAGUUUUUUGGGGAGAGCUGAAUCUUAAAAGGUGUAGAAGGUAUGUUAGCGUGUCAGUGGAACCUGUUUAUGUAACCUCGCCAGGCCCAAGCACAUUCGAUGACGGAGAUUUUAUUUUGGCAAGGAAACCUGCGAAAGUUUCUAAGGGACACUGUUCUAGGCUGAGGUCACCUUCGAUAACUCAAGUCUACCCAUCUCUCCCUGCACAAAAUUAGGAUGAAUAACGACCUGUGGUUGUGUUUGUUCUCACCUCUUCCAGCUCAGGCCUGCCAUGAAGCUCUGAUGAAGCUUUAAGGUGACACUGGCAAGUACAACCAAGUACAUAGGUGUCAGCUCCGCUGAAACGCACAUUAUGGGGAAUAAGUGCUUUUAAUUCUAGAAUUAGAAUGGGAAUCACUGUAUCUUCUUGAAUGAGAUUGGUUUCAGGAUAGCAUUACAAUGACCUUAGAUAGCACUUGAAAAACUAUUAAGGGAACAUAUGAAUGUCACUUACAUAUUUAUGGAUUUUUCAGUCACUUCGUGAGAUUUUUGACCUUUUAUAUUUCUGUGGGAAUUUUAAAAACUCUAUCCAAAUCAUUUUGGGGGGUGUUAUAAAACCCCAUCUACAGAAGUAUGUGAAAGCACACAAAAUGCUCCAAGUUUUAUUGAUUUUAGUGCCACUAUUAAGUUGAUCAAUUUUUGCUUGUCACAUGAUUCAUGUUUUUUAAAAGUUUGUACAUAGGUAACAAAGUGUUACUUUUUAAGAUACAUAAAAGGGCUGUGAGCUAAUUGUGGUGUCUAUUAAGUAGGAUAAUCAGAGCUGAGGAAUUCUGUCUUUCGUGUGUUCUCAUCUGCAUUCGCCCUUCCUGCUCUGGGUUUUGUACGUGAGUGUUUUUUCUUUACAAAUGCUCUCUUACCGCUCAGAAGUCUGCUGACUGUACCUCUUGAACAUACUUAUAGUAUGCCGCGCAUCAUGGAAAAAUGCAAAUUUCAUUGUAAGUUUGUGCUCUGCUGUCAUGAUUUAUUACUCUAUGAGUUAUCUACUAGUAUUUUUUGUAAUCACCUGUUGUCUACCAUCUCUCACUAAUUAUGGUAACAAAGAGGGAGACAUCUAGAAGAGAAGCUUAAUUUGUACUAUUUCAGCCAAUCUGUGAAUGUAAAAACUACACUAUUGCCUUGUUGUAUCCCAACCUACUGUAAUGCGGAACAGUUGUCUGUCUUGAAACCCAGCCUAGCCGGUAGGUAGAGUGGAGCUAAACUCCUCCUGGUUUUUCAUUAAACUGUUUUAACUGUAACAAGGCGCCGUGGCAUCCACCCAAGGAGUGUUGGGGCGCCAGCAUGCAAAGGGUUCUGUAGUUUUUCCAUUAAUUCUAAUCAAAGAGCCUUUUACUUACAUGUGUACUGUAUUUGUUUACAGACUAUAUAGGUGGAUAUAAUUGAUAUAAUUUAAAAGCUUGGUUUAAUAAACAUUUAACCCCCAAA